UAUCCUAUUCCUAUGCAUGAUUUAUUGAGACAAUCAACAGCUACUCCGAAAUCUUUUCAUGUCUAUUUGUUCAAAAGAAAUCUUCUCCUGUCUACUCCCCAGCCUGUAACCUGUAUUCCUUUACUACGGACUACGGUGUUGUUAWUCGUUACGGUUGGACCGUACAACACGAGUAGUUGGGGUUUACCGAUUAGAUGGUCCAGCCGUCGAGAAUCGCUGACGAGUGACGAUCGGUUAACUGGUUUUCAGGUCAAUUUUAACCGUGGUUCAACACUUUUAACCUAACAUGUCUUCUGUGUAUAUUAUUAACGACAAAGUCUCCCUUGAGUCUUCAGCUCUGCCGGGCUUGUCCUAUUUCGAUUACCACUUGCCUCUGACUGAGGAUCUGAAAACUCUAACCGCGUAGUUCAGAUUUGCAGAUUGAUUCACUACGACCAAAUCUGAGAAGGAAGAGAGGGUAAGGUCAAGCAAUGGAGCAGCAGCAUAAUAAGUUUAUAAUUGAGGUUGAGAAGGCAAAGGAAGCGACUGAUGGGAAGCCUUCGAGGGGUCCCGUUUAUCGAAGUCUGUUCGCUAAGGAUGGAUUCCCACCGCCGGUUGAAGGAAUGGAGAGCUGCUGGGAUGUUUUUCGCAUGUCAGUUGAGAAGUGUCCUAAAAAUCCAAUGCUUGGUCGUCGUGAGAUUGUCAAUGGGAAGCCGGGUAAAUAUGUUUGGAAAACUUACCAAGAAGUGUAUGACAUUGUCAUGAAAGUUGGAGAUUCUAUCCGUAGUUGUGGUGUUGAGAAAGGAGGAAGAUGCGGUAUCUAUGGUGCCAAUUGUCCGGAGUGGAUUAUGAGCAUGGAGGCUUGCAAUGCUCACGGCAUUUAUUGCGUUCCUUUAUAUGAUACCCUUGGUGCUGAUGCUGUGGAAUUUAUUAUAUGCCAUUCAGAGGUUUCAAUUGCUUUUGUAGAGGAAAAGAAGAUUCCUGAGGUGUUAAAAACAUUUCCAAAGACAUCAGAGUACUUGAAAACUGUUGUGAGCUUUGGCGAGGUUACACCUGAACAAAGAGAAGAGGUGGAAAAGUUUGGUUUAGCAAUUUAUUCCUGGGAAGAAUUCUUGCAACUGGGUGUUAAUAAACAUUUUGAUCUUCCAGUGACAAAGAAAACUGAUAUUUGUACAAUUAUGUAUACUAGUGGAACAACAGGCGACCCAAAGGGUGUUAUGAUUUCCAAUGAUAGCAUUAUUACUCUUAUAGCUGGUGUAAAGCGGCUGCUAGAGAGUGUCAAUGAAGAGUUGCAUACCAAGGAUGUAUACAUGUCAUAUCUACCGCUGGCACAUAUCUUUGAUCGUGUGAUUGAAGAGUUAUUUAUUUCUCAUGGUGCCUCAAUAGGAUUUUGGCGUGGGGAUGUCAAACUUUUGGUUGAGGACAUUGGGGAGCUAAAACCAUCUAUUUUCUGUGCUGUUCCACGUGUACUGGACAGGAUCUAUUCAGGAUUGACAGAGAAGAUCUCUGCUGGGGGUUUCUUGAAGCAAAAACUGUUUAAUAUUGCAUACUUAUGGAAGAACUUUAACAUGAAGAGAGGACAACCACAUGCAGAAGCAGCUCCCAUAUUUGAUAAAAUUGUUUUUAGCAAGGUGAAGCAAGGGUUGGGAGGGAAUGUGCGACUUAUUCUAUCAGGUGCAGCACCUCUUGCUACCCAUGUAGAAGCUUUUCUGCGUGUGGUGGCUUGUGCUCAUGUUCUACAGGGAUAUGGCUUGACAGAAACCUGUGCGGGGACAUUUGUCUCGCUACCAAACCAACUAGCUAUGCUUGGGACAGUGGGACCUCCAGUACCAAAUGUGGAUGCAUGCUUAGAGUCUGUCCCGGAAAUGGGAUAUGAUGCCCUUUCCAGUAAACCACGUGGAGAAAUCUGUGUACGUGGUAAUACCCUAUUCUCAGGGUACUACAAACGCGAGGAUCUCACCAAAGAGGUUAUGGUGGAUGGAUGGUUCCACACAGGGGAUAUUGGAGAGUGGCAACCAGAUGGGAGCAUGAAAAUUAUUGACCGAAAGAAGAACAUUUUCAAACUCUCUCAAGGAGAAUAUGUUGCUGUCGAGAACCUGGAAAAUGUUUAUGGUCUUGUUCCUGCUAUUGAUUCGAUAUGGAUUUACGGGAAUAGCUUUGAGUCCUUCCUUGUUGCUAUUAUCAACCCCAAUAAGCAAAUCCUAGAACGUUGGGCUGAAGAGAAUGGAAUUUCUGGGGAAUUUAAUUCUCUUUGUGAGAAUCCCAAGACUAAAGAAUACAUCCUUGGUGAACUCACAAAGAUUGGCAGAGAAAAGAAGCUAAAGGGUUUUGAGCUUAUCAAAGCUGUGCAUCUAGAACCUUUUCCAUUUGACAUGGAGCGUGAUCUCCUCACACCAACAUAUAAAAAGAAGAGGCCUCAGUUACUCAAGUAUUACCAGAACGUCAUUGAUAGCAUGUACAAAAGCGCCAAGUAGUCGGACGACCUUGGUGAGACCAAAACAUGAUAGGGUGCUUGCUGAUUUAGGGGCUGUAAGCUCAUCUUGUUCCAUGUCAAUUUCAUAGAUGCAUGGUUUUUCUUUGUUCUGAAUGUACAUAUUCUUUAUAUAUUAGAUGCAGAAAGUAUGUCUUAAUGUCUGUAAGUUAUUGGGGGCGUUUUCUUAAAAUGUCCCGUAUUGCCUAAAAAAAAAAAAAAGAAAAAAAGAGAGCUUUGUUCCAUGUCAAGCUCCUUAUGAAUUAGAUCAUUUGGGUCUUUGCCGAAAUCA
Nelumbo nucifera (sacred lotus) is the source of this 2741-nucleotide messenger RNA. RefSeq names its product long chain acyl-CoA synthetase 4-like. Gene Ontology annotation, cellular component: endoplasmic reticulum; membrane. Gene Ontology annotation, biological process: fatty acid metabolic process. Gene Ontology annotation, molecular function: long-chain fatty acid-CoA ligase activity. Lineage: Eukaryota; Viridiplantae; Streptophyta; Magnoliopsida; Proteales; Nelumbonaceae. The record is from RefSeq and is a predicted model, not a curated record.